Spirodela intermedia is the source of this 660-nucleotide messenger RNA. The record is from the annotation of a GenBank genome assembly. Lineage: Eukaryota; Viridiplantae; Streptophyta; Magnoliopsida; Alismatales; Araceae.
AUGAUUCCUGAGAUCCGUAGAACAUGUUUGUAUCUUCCCACAGCUAGAGCAAGUUGGGAAAAUUUCUAUCAGACUUAUUCAAGAGCAAGAGAUGCUGCACAACUUUAUGGAUUAAAGUUAAAGAUGAUGACUGUGAGGUAAGGGGAAAAAUCAGUGACAGAAUACACUCAUGAAGCAAGAACAUUAUGGCAAGAAUUUGAUCAAUAAAAAAUUACUGAUAUGAGAGAUCCAUUUGAUACAGCAUUGUAUAGAGAGAAAAUAGAAAGAAAUAGAACCUACGAAUAUCUUGUGGGACUGAACUCUGAAUAUGUUCAAGUCAGAAUUCAGAUCUUAGGAAGAGAGAAAUUACCUCCUCUAAAUGAAGUAAUCUCCCUAGUGAGAGGAGAAGAAAGUCGUCGGAACCUAAUGCUUGGUUCUCAGAACGUGGAAAAUUCAGCAUUUAUGGCUAGAAAUGGAAAAAAUUAUGACAAUAACAGUACCAAAACAAAGGGUGAAUCUUCAAGACAAGAGAGGACUUCAAGGCAAGAGAGGACUUCUAGCAAUGAUUUUAGAGACAAGUUAUGGUGUACAUAUUGCAAGAAAGCAAGGCACACAAUUGACAGGUGUUAUAAAUUACACAGAAGGCCUCAAAGUCAUGAAUGGGCACAAAAGAAGGGAUAA